CACUCUUGACUUUUCUCCUUUUCUUCCCAUAAUAUCUUUUCUCCUUCUUCAGCAUAAUUCAUUCUUUCCCCUGCUGCAUACCCACGCUCACCAUCAUCACCAUAUUCAUUUCUUCUUCUAUUUUCUUCUUAUUUUCUCAACUUGCUGCAGCAUCAUCCUUACCAUUCUUCUUCUUCUUCCUCUACCCAUGGCAGCACCCAUCACCGUGUUUCCUCUUCAUUUCUCUUCUCCAAGCGUGGCAACACAAGCCACCACCACCAUCAUCGUGCUCCUCCUUGAACCACCACCGCUGGCCGCAAGCCACACCAUGCCAGACUUCAUGCUUUUCUCUCCUCUCCACGAUAUCACCAUCCCCAUGAAGCAACCAGCCAACACCUCCAUGUAUCCUCCCACGCGCGACAACAACAUCACCGCUGGUCACCGCCGCCCUUUUCUCCCAUGAGAACCCUUUUCUGUCCUCCCUCCAUGGCCGAGCAAGUCAUCCACAACACCAUGUGGCUUCCAUCGAAGCUCAUCACCAUCAACAAGACAAGAAAACGAGAGAAACAGAGAAGAACGACAUCGCCGACGUCGCCGACGCCGCAAUCUUCGCCCUUCGAUUUCGUUGUCCUCGGGCCUCCGUUCACAGCGACGUGCGACGUGCACAACAAAACCCAUGUUCCGAAUCGCCGUUCCGCCGCCGUCGACCGCCGCCCCUGCCGCCUUCGGAGCCGUUUUCCGAUCAACUCCGGCGACCGAUGGAAAAAAACGGAGUAUACCACGCCGAUCCUUGCCGCGAGAGGAACAAUAGCCCUCAAUCAAUUUCAGUUUUGGACAACUUUUGUCGGCGAGCACCGCCGAUCUACAAUUUGACUUCCUGGGCAAACUGUCAACUUUUUGGGGAAACGGACAACGCCAUUGAGUUCUUGGCCGCGAAAGGAUGAAGAAACACUAUCCCGUUGUGUCUCCGGCGACAGUUCCUUCGUCAAUCCCCGCGAACCACGACUUUCUCGGGCGACCCUUUGCCGACAAGUUUCUGAAACUUGAUUUUCGUUCAAUUGUGGAAACUUUGGGAUUGACUGAACAAGCUUGUGAGGGAGACCUACACCGCGAGACUGGAACAACUCGAGGUAAGGGCAACUCUCCUAGUUAUUAGCUAUAUGAUUUAGGCGUCGAUAACUUCGACCUGUUUAUUGCUUCUGAUUAUGACUGUUGGACUGGACUGGGAAAACGUUUUCUAGAGGCUUCGGCCGUGUGAACUGAUUGAGACGUGCGUCUCCGUUUUCUGGAGGCUUCGACCGUUUACUGGUUUCCGUCUUAUUGUUUUAUAGUGGAUAUACAUGUUCUAUUGCUCUAAAUUGCAAAAGUGCAUGAAUCUGUUUUAUGCCCAAACCUUAUGGGUAUAUCGACUUCGAAUACGGGUGUUAUGAGAGUUAGCAAGUAGAAUCUGUCGGACGGACUGUGCUACUGUUGACAUGAAGGAUCGAGGCUUUCGCCUAAAUAAGGACAUGGGGAUCUUUAAUCUGUUAGACUUUGAAAUAAAUGAAUGCAUAAGACUUGAUUUGAGAAUAAAUUCCAUAAUGAAUUAACUCAAAAUAGAACACUUUGAAUAAUAAAGAUAACCCAUUUUGAGGAAAACUUAGGAUAUGAAAUGAGUUCGAAAAUGGAAAGGGUCGAAGAUUCGAGGUUCGAGGAAAGAUAAUGAUUCGAGUUGUGAACAUCAUGAAGAGGAGCCGUUAUGAGUAGAACCGCCAUUAAGUGCAGGUGCUACUCCUUGUGUGAAGUGAUUGGUCAAAGGACCGACGUUUACCUUAGGGAAAAACGAUAGAGACAUGAACCAUAGCUAGACACGUAUCCGGGUGAGGACGAAUCGUGGUUUGCUAGUUCUUGCAUACCUGCAUGACUUGAUUAAGGGGCUUGUCCUUAAUCCUAUUAAUUAUGAUUAAGAGGUUUGUCCUUAAUCAUAUUAUUUAUCCAUCGAUUAGAGAGGAUGGACCUUAAUCGUAUUGUUUACCCCUGGAUUAAAGUGGCUGGACCUUAAUCCUAUUAAUUACUCUUGAUUAAGGGGUAUGACCUUAAUCAUAUUAUUCGUUAUUGGAUUAAAGAGGAUGGACCUUAAUCCUAUUAUUUGCUUAUGGAUUAAAGAGGAUGAAUCUUAAUCCUAUUAUUUGCUUAUGGAUUAAAGAGGAUGGACCUUAAUCCUAUUAUUUGCUUGUGGAUUAAAGUGGUUGGACCUUAAUCCUAUUCUUUGCUAUUUGAUUAAAGUGGUUGGACCUUAAUCAUAUUAUUUGUCCUUGGAUUAAAGUGGCUGGACCUUAAUCCUAUUAUGUGUUAGUUGAUUUAGAGGAUUGACCUUAGUCAUACUGUUUGUUAUUUUCUUAAGAGGUUAGACCUUAACUCCUAUUACUUGGAUCGAUUAAGGGGCUAGUCCUUGAUCCUGUUAUCUGUUUGCUGAUUAGAGAGUAUACACUACAUCGUGUUAGAUGAUUGACCCCUGGGUCGUGCGUUUACAUUAGUGGGGCGCGGUGUGGCCCUGGCAAGGGAAUGAAGAUACAUCUAGGCGUAGACGGCGAGUGAUGGAUUGAUGACUUGACGUUCAAAGGAUAGAGAUUGACUUAUGCUGUGUCUAAUUAUUAUUCACACACUACUUAACUAUGCUAAAUCAAGCUAGGACUUAUAUUACAUUACUCUAGGAAGUUGACCCUUUCUGCCUUGUUUGCUUUGUUUGUGUUUGGGCGGUCGGCAAACUGCCAGACCCUAACAGGUGUGUCUCUGAGGAGCUCUUGAUUGCUGCAAGAAGGUGAUUGGACUGAUUGAUGAUGAGACUUCCUUGGAGUGAGUGAACCAACCGAAGACUUGUGGAAGCAAUAGUUAGAUGUAAGGCUAGAGCCUUGGGUAGAGAAGCUUACCGUCAUUGGUUGAAGCUCGUAGGAAUGAUUGUAUUACUUACUUUGGUCUUGGGUAGGUUCCAAUGCAUUACUCUUCUGCAAAUCUCCAGUGAGGGGAUUGUAGGAAGUAUAUUGGUCUUAGGGUGUUAUCGCAUUUUGAACUUUGUUGUCGGUUAAGACAUUACUUCACUGUAUAUUUUAUAUGUCUUGAACAUCCGUCGUCACUCACGGGUGCUUGCCUUGUCAAGGCCGGAUGUAAGGGUUUGGGUAAGAGUGUGCACAUCACGUUUUGGAAAUGUUUUGGAAAGAAAGCAAACGAAAAAAAAAAAUAUACCCGCUUUUAUCAAGUCCUUUUUGGAAAAUCAUUUUAUUUCAUUUAAUAGGUUACUAAUUGUGACCCCCAAAAGUCGGGGUGUUACAACUUUUACACAUGAUUGACAGGAUAGGAUAGGAGACAGGAUAGUGUUAUCCUAUCCUGCUGGCGCAACAAACAUUAGAUAACAACAGGAUAUGAUUAUUAUCCUGUCAUAUCCUAUCCUGUCCUGGUCACCAAACGGGCCCUAUAUGUAUUGUUAAAGAGCCAAUUGUCUAAAUGCUUAUGCUGUUUGCUGAAGGCCCAACAAUGGUGUCAUCCCUAACCUUUGAAGUGUGAUUAAGGGAUACAAGGAUCAACUUUUAGAUGUCUUUGUUAAGAAGGCUUGAAAUUAUGUAUGCUAGUGAACCAACAAUCCAAAAAAAAUGUUAUAUUUACUGUUAAAGAACCAAUUAUCUAAAUGCUUAUGCUGUUUGCUGAAGGCCCAUGAAUGAGGUCAUCCCUAACCUUUGAAGUUUGGAUAAGGGAUACAAGGACCAACUUUUAGACAUCUUUGUCAAGAAGGGCUUGAAACUAUGUAUGCUUGUGCUCUCUUUUUACUAGUUUAGUUCGUUUGACUCUUUUUUACUAGUUAGUUGUUUUAAUAGGUAGAUUUCUUCCACUUCUUUUAGCCUAUUCUGUUUCUUAUUCUGUUAUGUAUGUUCCUUUGUUGCUUUAUCUCACUUGAGAGAGGUUGUUCUCAAGAACUCUUUUAUUCUUUAUCUCACUUGAGUCAAGUUUAUACACUUAAUUUCAGCACAUAAAACACAUUCUUCUAUGCUCAAACAUACAAGGCAGUCCAAUGAUUAUGACAUUUCACAUAAUCAUUCUAGUAACUCAGAAGCAGUUCAGUAUGGGUAAAAAAAUAUCCAGUGGUGCAAGAGAAUACAGGAAAUAUGUAUGAGAAUAAUUCCUUAGCUAAGACCACUUCUUAUUAUGAUCAGGCUUUCAUUCAUUAGAUCCUUUUUUGUAUUUUUGGCUUUCAUUCAUUAGAUCCAUUUUAUAUAUAUGCUAUAUAUACUAAUUUUUCUACCUUGAUAUAUAAUGUGCAGAUCUCAAAAGAACUCCAUCAAAGCCAGCAACUUGGGUGCCAAUAACUGAACAAAAGUAGCAAUGGAUAAGUCAUGGAUUUUGUUGCCACGAAAUUCACCUGCAUAUCAGGAAGGGGUUAAGGGAUUUUUAGACUUUGCCUUUGAGCGUAGUUCUGUUGAUGGUGCAAUAUUAUGCCCUUGUGGUCUAUGCAAUUUUAGAAAGUGGCUGACUAGAGAUGUAGUGUAUGAGCACUUAAUUAUUAAGCAAUUCCCGAGAAAUUACACCUUUUGGUUUGAUCAUGGCGAGACCCAUGAAGUGGAAAUUGAAAACAAUUGUACUGCCAAUGUGUCAAGUUUAGGACCAAACAUUGUGAAUGAUGAAGAUCCUAUCCGAAACAUGGUCAAUGAAGCUUUUGGGGUCGAUAUGCAUCGUGACAAUGAUUCAAAUGAAGGCGUCCGUUAAGGUGAAGGACCAAUGCCAAAUGUUGGGCCACAAGGAAAUCAAGCAAGAGAGUUUUAUGAGUUGGCAAAAGAUGGAGAACAACCAUUGUACGAAGGGUGCACACGGUAUUCUAAACUUUUUUUUAUAGUGAAGUUGUAUCAUAUCAAAUUCCUAUGUAAGAUGACCGAUAAGGCAAUGACAAUGAUAAUAGAACUACUACAUGAUGCAUUUGAACAUGCACAAAUUCCAAGUUCAUUUUACGAGGCAAAGAAAUAUAUAACCAAACUUGGUUUGGGCUAUGAAAAGAUACAUGCAUGUCCAAGAAAUUGCAUGUUGUACUGGGGUGCGGAUGAAAACAGAGAACAAUGCAAAACUUGUACCAUGUCUAGAUGGAGAGAACCGAGUGGAAAUGGUGAGAACUUGGUGUCAGAAGUUGACAAGUGCAAGAAGAAAGUGCCUCAAAAAGUUCUUCGUUACUUUCCUUUGAAGCCUCGAUUGCAAAGAUUGUUUUUGUCUUCAAAAACUGCUAAUGAUAUGAGAUGGCAUGCUGUGUCUGCUAAUAACAAUGGCAUGAUUAGGCAUCCCAGAGACUCUGAAGCUUGGCAGCAUUUUGACUCAAAAAACACUGAUUUUAGUAAAGAUCCUCGAAAUGUUCGUCUUGGUUUAGCUUCUGAUGGAUUUAAUCCUCAUAGUUUGUUGAGUGCGAGUAGUAGCAUCUGGCCCGUUAUUCUCAUACCCUACAACACUCCUCCGUGGGUGUGUAUGAAGCUGACAUCUUUUAUCCUUUCAUUGAUAAUUCCUGGUAAAAAACAACCAGGAAAUGAUAUAGAUGUUUACUUGCAGCCUCUAAUCAAGGAGUUGAAGGAAUUAUGGCAUGAUGGUGUAGAUGCUUAUGAUGCGUCGACGAAGGAGAUGUUCAAAUUACAUGCUGCUUUGAUGUGGACAAUCAGUGACUAAAUAACACUAAUUAUGACCUGAUAAAUAAAAUAAAAAUAAGAUAAUAAAAUGUAACAACCUUAAAUGAAAACUCAUCAAUUCUAAUCAAGGCAAAUAAAAAUCCUAACAAAAUCUAGAAAAUAAAUAAACUAAAUAAAAGUAGAGAAAAUUCACCAAAUCCAACCAAAAAAAUCCUAAAUUCUCCUAAAAACACCAAAAGCAUGAACUAAGCCUGAAAUGUCCUAAAAUGACGUAAAUGCCUUAAUCAAUCAAUGAAACUACACACAAAAUAACUAGAAAAAAUAACCAUAAAUCUCGGGUCAUCACUAAUAUUAGCGGCGAUGGUACGGGGUCAAAGAAUGGAGCGGGGGAGUUUGAAACCUCUGCAUCAAUCAUAAAAUACACAGAUUAAACUGUAGGAGUUUGGGAGAGGAGGCUCUAACAGUUAUCUCGAAGUAAUAUGAAUUUGUCAACUUGAAUCUUUCCUUUCUUUCAUUGGUUUACUUGGUGGAUUAAUUGCAUUUCCCAUAUCUCAAGGUUGUGGGGCAACUGUCCUAAAGAAAAGCAUGUAAACUACCAUUGUAUUUGACAUUAGAUACUUCAUGUACAGUUGGAUAAUCCAUCAUCCAAUUUAAUGAUUUCUCUUGAGAUCACCCUAGGGAUAGGGGAGGUUCUAUUUGUUAAUUAUAAAAGCUAGUCGUCCUUUAGAAAGAUAGCGCAAAGAAAGAACCGAGCAAACUGCUUUCACAUCCUCUUGAACCGCUUGUCAUAUCUAAACUAGCUACUGGCAAAGUCUAUGGCUAUCAGUCUCUUGCUUUUAUUUUACUUUAACAGACCUACCUCUUGUCAGGAGCGAAUGUUAUCCAUGACUCAUUCCCUUUAACGAAUUAAUCUCGCUCAACAUCGUUGGAAAGUUAGAACUGUAUUAAC
Messenger RNA from Lotus japonicus, 6558 nucleotides. RefSeq lists its product as uncharacterized. The transcript has 2 exons. NCBI's taxonomy places the organism in Eukaryota, Viridiplantae, Streptophyta, Magnoliopsida, Fabales, Fabaceae. The coding region runs from base 4726 to 5649 and encodes 307 amino acids. The record is from RefSeq and is a predicted model, not a curated record.